Molecule: messenger RNA, 1031 nt
Organism: Ixodes scapularis (black-legged tick)
Lineage: Eukaryota; Metazoa; Arthropoda; Arachnida; Ixodida; Ixodidae
Product: trypsin-1-like
Exons: 5
Coding region: 356-952 (198 amino acids)
Biological process (GO): proteolysis
Molecular function (GO): serine-type endopeptidase activity
Source: RefSeq, a predicted model, not a curated record
UUCUUUCGCAAAAAAAUUAGACGCACCGACCUUUUUUAGAGUGUGGGAUGUGCAUGCAGGAUGCAUCGCAAUGAGAUAUACAUUCAGGCAAAGUAUAUAUUUAGAAUAUGUAUUAAAUAAUGAAUAACUUUUGUCCACGUCAUUUUUUUUUUCCAAACGGCUGAAACGACAGGUGACGCAUGUGGUGCGGCCCUUAACAAAGGUAAACGAAUAACUGGAGGACGGAAUGCGACUGAAGGGGAAUUUCCCUGGAUGGUGGCUCUCCUGAACAAAUCCAUGAGUCAGUUUUGUGGGGGAUCUAUCAUCGAACCGGACAUUGUUGUGACCGCUGCGCAUUGUAUUGAAAGGCAAGUAUAUGUCUUGCUUGGAAAGAAAAUGCGAUGAGUGGUAUACUUUCCUUUCUAGGCUAGAACCAGGGGAUAUAAUUCUUUGUGCUGGACUCUUGGACCUCAAUAACCCGCCCAGCUACAGCCAACUGCGACAUGUGAAACAAUUCGCCGUUCCCGAGUCGUAUGCUUUCCCCACCAACGAUAUAGCCCUGCUGAAGUUGGAUGCCCCUUUUGACUUUGCCGAGAGCAAGGGGCACAUCGGCGCUGUCUGUCUUCCCGCCAAAGACCGCCCGUUGGAGGGCGAAGUUGAAGUCGCCGGCUGGGGAGCCACUGCACCCGACGAACCUUCUUCUCCGCAUCUGCUCGCUGUAUCGAUUCCUGUAACAUCCCCACCCUGUUUCGGAAUAUUCGACAAAAAGGUCAUGUUCUGCGCCGGAAGCCCCGGGAAGGACUCGUGCCCUGGUGACUCCGGAGGUCCAGUCAUGAAGGAGGACAGCGGUUCAUCCAUCCUCGUCGGCGUGGUCUCGGGCGGCGGGCCCUGUGGCGUGGAACCGGGUUUCAACACCAGGGUGCCGGCCUUCACUGAAUGGAUUUCAGAGAACAUCGUCAAGCUACGGCAGUGAUCGAGAAAUCUAUCUCCAAGAAAGGGGAACACAUUCUCCUAAAUGAAUGCCUGAAAAUAAAUCGAUAAAAAGUUCAAAA